Molecule: messenger RNA, 2131 nt
Organism: Stegastes partitus (bicolor damselfish)
Lineage: Eukaryota; Metazoa; Chordata; Actinopteri; Pomacentridae
Gene: mpzl3
Product: myelin protein zero-like 3
Exons: 6
Coding region: 239-988 (249 amino acids)
Cellular component (GO): plasma membrane
Source: RefSeq, a predicted model, not a curated record
AGGAUAGGUGUGUCUCCUUCCAUUCAGCAUUAAGCUUUAACGCAGUUUUGCUCCCACGGUCACUUCCUGAUACACCUGUUUGGCAGGUACGCAGGCACACUGCUGGCGCAACGGAGCCGCUGAGUCAUGAUCCAGUAGACAUGGACGCAACUUUGGCGAAACUUUGACGCAACUUAGUUUCUUUUUUUUUUUUUUUUCCGUAUCGUCACACAAACAGGAGCCGUUUUCACAUCUGAAGAUGCGUCUCCCGCUUCGAGGAAACCCGGUUUUGCUGCUGCUGUGGCUGCUCGGGGCUUCGGCUCCUUCCCUGGUCUCCUCCAUCACAGUGAGCACUCCAGCAGAGCUCCAUGCAUCUAGAGGCGACACCGUGGCGUUGUCCUGCACGUUCACCUCCACAAGUAGGCCAACCAGUAAGAUGACGGUGGACUGGUCCUACAGGCCGCAGAGCGGAGGCCCGCCGCAGACGUUCUUCCACUUCUCCUCGAAGGCGUUCCCUCCUCUGGACGGUCAGUUUGCCGGUCGUAUCCGCUGGCAGGGCAGCCCGGCGCGUGGUGACGGCUCCAUCUCUCUGCUCAACGCCACGCUGCAUGACAAUGGGACCUACACGUGCUCAGUCAGGAACCCUCCCGACGUCCACGGAUCCCCGACGUCACACUCGGUCCUCACCGUCACGCCCAAGAUGCCCAGCAUUCGCUUCUCUGACGUUGCCGUCCUCCUCGCCUUCGUCCUCCUCCCCUCCGGUGUGAUCACGCUCAUCCUGAUUGGACGCAUGUUCUGCCCCAAGAAACAGCACAACCAAUCCAAGGCCUACAGAUCACCCAUCGAGGUCACGGAGGGAGAGGAGUAUGGCGUCUACCAACCGGCACCCCAAACAAAAAGGAGCACAUGUUGUGAGCUAUAUCUAUUGGACUCGGACGAUGAGGUGGAGUCCUACAUGGUGAAGAAGCAGCCUCCUGUAGAUGAGGGCUACGCUGAGUCUCAGUGCUAGAGAACCCCGGUGGUUCAGAGAUGUCACUGCAGCCUCUGGACCUGCUGGAGGCACUGAACGGAAAUCACUGCUGGAUCUUCGGUUGCCACAGUCCAUCACGUCGGUGACGGAGUUUACUUUCUGUGGUGAAACUUUUGGAACAAUACUCCAGCGUGAUGUUCAACACUGUAAAAUAUGCAAAUAAGAUUUACUUUUUGCCUACGAGCUCCUAGAAAAACAACCGUGUAUACCCUUGAGCUGGGGAGAGAGAGAGAAUUUCCUCGUGGAUAUUUUCUGUUUAUUCUGUCUGCACAACAGCACCGUAGUCGGUUGUGUACAGACCGACCCUGUGCAUGCAAACACAAACGAGCACUAUCUGUAUUUUUAUAUCUGGAUGAUUUACAUGUGUCACUUUCUUGUUGUGAAGGAGAUAGAUUCAUUUUGUCUAAUUUAUUGCCGGCUGUAUGAAAUCGUCGAUGUGUUAAACUGCAGCAGAACAUUUCUGUUAUAUCCUUAACAGUUGGAGAGAAAAUAAAUGGUUUAAUUUUGAUCAGUAGCUGUGACUACUUAAUGCUAUUUAUAUAUAACGCUGGCAUUAUGUUAUGUUUGAUAUGUUCUCAGCCCAGCAGUAUGUUUUGGGGAUGUCUGUGUUUUGUCUGUAGUUUUGUGGAUGUGGCUAUUUCAUGUGCUAUAGCAGCAUUUAGGAGUUUUGGUUUUGGAUGCACAGCUCGCCUUCUGUUGAUGAAUUUUUCAGCAACACUUUUGCCCAAAUAAAUGGUUCAUGAGCUGAAUAUUUUGCUUUGUAGGAGGAUGGCUUUUUAAAAAGGUGCCUCCAGUCAGUGCAGAAAACCCCCCAACAAACCUGAAUUUGUUCAUUAAACUGAUGUUUCUUCGUUAGCAGACGGUUUAUUUGCAGGAGCUGGUCGCGCUUAGCCACCAUCUUCUCCUCUGCUCCUCUCUUUGUUUGGUCUGCUGCACUAUUCAUGAAUGGGCCUCUUCCACUAUUCAUGAAAGUUCUUGAAUAUUCCUUUAAAAACUCUGAGGACAGGCUGGAGUCUUGGAGCUUCACUCACAAAUUUGCGGCUGCAUCUGUCUCAUCUGCACAGUCGUGGGCCUCGAGAGCCAUGAAAAGACUUAAUAAACAGCCGCCAAUGAACGCACAGA